UUUCUUCUAACUCACCCACACACCCACACCCAAACCCAAACCCACAUAGACAUUCAUUCAUACUCUUCACCAAAAAAAAAACCACACACAAACCAUAAAUCUCUCUUUCUUCUUCCUCUCCUCUCCUCUUGCAUAGUUAACCCUAGAAACAAAUCUUUAUUCUUUUUUAUAUAUAGAGAUAUAUAUUUUCUAUAACUCUCAUGGACAAGUCCGAAAGAGAGACUCAUGACUUCAUGAACGUGGAGUCAUUCUCUCAGCUACCUUUCAUACGUCCCGGACCUGCUCCACUUAAAGAGAAGGGAGCCAUUAGACUCUUUGGCAAAGAAUUCGGCGGCGGUGGUGCUGAUUCCAGCGUGGUAAUGACUGCCACCGCCAUGGAUGAGUCGGAGUCGGCGGACACUGUCAAUUCGUGUGGCGACGACUCGUCCAAAGAUAAUAACAACAACAGCAAUAACAAUAACAAUAGCAGCAGCAACAACAACAACGGCGGAGAAAGUAGCCGCCGUUUCGAGUGCCAUUACUGCUGCCGAAACUUCCCAACAUCUCAAGCCCUGGGAGGCCACCAAAACGCGCACAAGAGAGAGCGGCAACACGCCAAGCGAGCUCACCUCCAGUCCGCCAUGGUGCACGGCGGCCUUACGGAUGCUCACGUCUACGGACUAAUCAACUACCGUCUCGGUGCCUCAGCCGCAGCUCCGGUUUCGGCUUACCCUACGUGGAACGCCAAUUCUACUACUACUACUUCUACUGCAAAUAGUGCUUCUAGAUUUUAUGGUAGCCACAACUCGUAUGGUCAAGCUCCGUUGGGACCGCCCAUAAAUGGAAGUCCAUUGGGCUUGUGGAGGAUUCCGGGGGCGGUACAAAGUGGGCCGACGAUAAGCCGGUCGAUCCAUGGCCCUGUAAUGCCGUUAUUCGUUGGUGAAGAAAUGAAAACGACGUCGCCUCCAGUUGUUGGUGGGUCAAGUAGUAGUCAUGUUGGUUCUCAAAGCCGGUAUGUUAAUUAUCAUGACUCCAAAUCGGCGAGUGUACAAGAGCAUGUGAGUUUGGAUCUUCAUCUGUAAUAAUAAAUAUUUAUUAAUUAAUUAAUUAACCUUUCUUAGGGAUAAAAUAUUUGAGAGUUAUAUUUAUUUUAAUCUAGGCGCAGCUAACGCUUGGAGAGCUAGUAUAUGAGGCAAUUCUAUAUAUAUAAGGUCACGACCAUAUAUAUCAUAUAUUAUAUGUUAAUGAUCUUGUUUUUUUUAACUUAAUUUAGUUCGAUUUAAUAAUUAGUUUGUAAAUGAAAAAGAAAAUUAUUCUCUCUC
Messenger RNA from Humulus lupulus (European hop), 1301 nucleotides. Its product is annotated as zinc finger protein 8. The transcript has a single exon. Gene Ontology annotation, molecular function: DNA-binding transcription factor activity. NCBI's taxonomy places the organism in Eukaryota, Viridiplantae, Streptophyta, Magnoliopsida, Rosales, Cannabaceae. The record is from RefSeq and is a predicted model, not a curated record. Gene Ontology annotation, biological process: trichome differentiation; response to gibberellin; trichome morphogenesis. Bases 201 to 1061 code for a protein of 286 amino acids.